Molecule: messenger RNA, 456 nt
Organism: Laccaria bicolor S238N-H82
Lineage: Eukaryota; Fungi; Basidiomycota; Agaricomycetes; Agaricales; Hydnangiaceae
Exons: 4
Coding region: 1-456 (151 amino acids)
Source: RefSeq, a predicted model, not a curated record
AUGUCUCUAUGGAAGGCCCUCCUCAUCCUGAGGAACAGAGCUAUGGGCCAACAUUACAAUCUUGUUGCUGAUAAAGAUUUUCAGAUUGCUCCUGUCUUAGGAAAAGUCAAGGGUGGUGUUAAGAUAUAUGUUUCACCUCUGGUUCCUGUGGAACUGGAAUUUCCAACCAUGCAACCCAGUCUGAAGGUUCCUGUCACUGUCAACAUGAACUUGGGACCAGUCCUUAAAGAAGUAACCGUAUUCUUGUUUAUGAUGCUCUUGAUGGCCUUUGGAUGGCCCACGAUCUCUAUGAUAUUGUGGUUGAAAUCAAUGACACCAUUUUAUUUGACAAUUCAGGUAACAAGGUGGAUCUCUUCCAUCUACCUCUCGUUCUGCCACACCCCACUCCUCCGUCCAUUCUCACUCUCACUCACAUUCUCUAUCAACAUCUGGGGAUAUCAAAACUGGUGGUUUUGA